Penicillium macrosclerotiorum is the source of this 996-nucleotide messenger RNA. RefSeq names its product Mrp/NBP35 family ATP-binding protein. Gene Ontology annotation, biological process: mitochondrial respiratory chain complex I assembly; iron-sulfur cluster assembly. Bases 1 to 996 code for a protein of 331 amino acids. The transcript is spliced from 4 exons. Gene Ontology annotation, molecular function: ATP binding; 4 iron, 4 sulfur cluster binding; ATP-dependent FeS chaperone activity. The record is from RefSeq and is a predicted model, not a curated record. Gene Ontology annotation, cellular component: mitochondrion. Lineage: Eukaryota; Fungi; Ascomycota; Eurotiomycetes; Eurotiales; Aspergillaceae.
AUGGCUUCCGUGUCAUGUGGUCCUGCAGCAUUGAAAAAGAGGCUGUUUUCCACAUUCCGUGCUCUGCAGCAUGACAACCCUCUGGGGUUGCCGCGCUCAGGGACACCGCCAUCAUUUCCCCGUCGUCGCGGGCUUCCUGAAAAGCGCAAGAUCCGGGAUGUCAAGAAAAUAGUGGCAGUCUCGUCGGCAAAGGGAGGCGUAGGCAAAUCAACAGUCGCGGUAAACCUUGCCCUUGCUUUUGCCCGCCGAGGUAUUAAGACUGGAUUGCUUGACACCGACAUUUUCGGCCCAUCAGUCCCAACCCUGCUCAACCUCUCAGGUGAACCACGUCUGGAUGAAAAUAAUUGCCUCGUUCCGCUCACAAAUUAUGGACUCAAGUCUAUGUCCAUGGGCUAUCUUCUACCUCAAACUCAGUCUGAUAAUUCUGCGGGCGAAGCACCCAUGGAUACCACCCCAAUCUCCUGGCGGGGCCUCAUGGUCACCAAGGCGAUGCACCAGCUACUACACUCGGUUUCAUGGGGGCCUCUCGAUGUCUUGGUUAUGGAUCUUCCACCUGGAACUGGCGACGUGCAAUUGACCAUUAACCAAGAGGUAAUUAUCGACGGCGCAGUGAUUGUAACAACACCCCAGGAUAUCGCACUGCGCGACGCCGUACGUGGGUUUGGGAUGUUCCAGCGUAUGGAUGUGCCCGUUCUCGGUAUGGUUCGCAAUAUGGCCUACUUUGCAUGCCCGAAUUGCGGGCAUCAAACCCGUAUCUUCUCCCACGGGGAUGGUCACCAUUCACAUGGUUCGGAUCGCGGCGUUGUGGCGGAAUGCAAUCGUCUCGGAGUCGACUUCCUAGGCGAUAUUCCCCUUGAUGCACGAGUGUGUGAAGAUGCUGACCGUGGCAUGCCCACUGUCGUGGCUGAGGAGACUGCGGAUCGGAGUACCCGGCGACAAGCCUUCCUAGAUGUUGCCGAGCAAGUGGCCCGGAAGAUCGGCCUCGAGUGGCGUUGA